Molecule: messenger RNA, 1090 nt
Organism: Dipodomys ordii (Ord's kangaroo rat)
Lineage: Eukaryota; Metazoa; Chordata; Mammalia; Rodentia; Heteromyidae
Gene: Bkgd
Product: chromosome unknown open reading frame, human C11orf54
Exons: 9
Coding region: 119-1066 (315 amino acids)
Cellular component (GO): nucleus
Molecular function (GO): zinc ion binding; hydrolase activity, acting on ester bonds
Source: RefSeq, a predicted model, not a curated record
UCGGGAGCUCGCGCUGUCCGGUAGAGCAGUGGCUGUUCUUGCUGAUAACACUGUAAACUUGUAAUAACUGGCCAACACCAGCUCCAUCUACAACCUCCCACCUAAAGAAGAAGGAAACAUGGCUUGUAAUGAGUUUUCUCUUCAUGUGCCAACUCUGAAGGAGCUUGCUGGAGUUUUGCAGAAGGGGCUGAAAGAUAACUUCGCUGAUGUCCAGGUCUCUGUAGUUGAUUGUCCUGAUUUGACUAAGGAACCAUUUACCUUUCCUGUAAAAGGCAUCUGUGGGAAAACUAGAAUUGCAGAAGUAGGAGGUGUGCCUUACUUAAUGCCUCUUGUAAACAAAAAAAAAGUUUAUGAUCUGAAUAAGAUUGCACAAGAAAUCAAGCUGCCUGGAGCUUUUAUUCUUGGAGCAGGGGCAGGACCAUUUCAAACUCUUGGGUUCAAUUCUGAGUUUAUUCCAGUUGUACAAACAGAAAGUGAACACAACCCUCCUGUGAACCGAAGUUACUUUGCGUGGAUUAACCCUGUAGAUGGAGGGUGCCUACUAGAGAAAUACAGUGAGAAAUAUCAUGAUUUUGGAUGUGCAUUACUGGCUAAUCUUUUUGCCAGUGAGGGCCAACCUGGCAAGGUCAUUGAAGUAAAAGCCAAAAAAAGAACUGGACAACUUAACUUUGUGACUUGCAUGAGACAGGCUCUGGAAGACCAUUAUGAAAACAAACCUGUAGGGAUGGGAGGUACUUUCCUAAUUCAGAAGGGAAAAGUAAAGGCUCACAUUAUGUCUGCAGAAUUUUCCUCCUGUCCUCUGACUUCUGAUGAGCAGGUGAAUGAAUGGCUGAAUUUUUAUGAGAUGAAGGCUCCUCUGAUUUGUCUUCCAGUUUUUAUCUCCAGAGACCCAGGGUUUGAUUUGCGACUGGAACACACUCAUUUCUUUAGUCAUCAUGGAGAAGGUGGACAUUACCAUUAUGACACUACCCCAGACACUGUGGAGUAUCUUGGCUACUUCUCACCUGCCCAGUUUCUCUACCGAAUUGAUCAGCCAAAAGAGACCCAUUCAUUUGGGAGAGAUUAAAUCAGCUAAUGCUUGUUUAGAAAA